AACCAGGAAGUCUUGGUUUGUAUCUUUGCUGCCGCGAAAUUUGGUCGUCAACAGCAUGGCGGAGAACUUCCCCAAGUCUAAACUGAAACGGAAGAAAUGCGCGGAGAUAAUUCAGACGAAAAGUGUGCUGAAGAGCAGCCAGCUCAGCCCGGGCUCCGGCGCCGCGGCACCACAGACCGGCAGGUCGGCGGCUCCUCCAGCAGCAUGGUGGGACUCAGAGCAGCUGCCUGCAUCACACACACUGUGGCUCCUCACACUCAGCUGUGCUGUGCCACACCUGGAGGACCAGCGCUGGGCCCCUGUUCCUGAGCUCCCACAUGUGUCCCCUGCGAGACCUGAUCCAUGUAAGCCAGGUGAUGAGCAGUGGUGUGAUCUGAGUGAAGAAGUUGCCCCCUUUCCUGAACCCUCUUCCCCUCCUACGAGGGUUUCACCCACUCUGAACCCUUUGACUCUCAGCUCCUCCUUUCAGGAACUCCCAGCACAGGCUGGAUCAGCAGCAAUAGCUCCUGAUGCUGUGGUCCUCGAAACACGUUCGGUGCCUCUCCACGACAAACAGCCCUGUGUCCGUAGUUGGGACACGCGUGCAUCAUUACCACAACCUGGGAGUGAUGGUGAGGAGAGGAAACAGAGCAGACUCAUUGAAGGGCAGCAUCUUGCAAAGCAGAGGAACAUUUGUGGAAGCCAAGCUCCUCUGCAGAGGGAGGGUGAAAAUGAGCAGGAGGUAGAGGACAAAGAGGAGGCUCUCAGGAGCUGCAGCAGAGAUGGAGCUGAUGGAGGAGGAAGAGGAGGGCUGCAGAGCUGCCCCAUGUGUCUGCUGGUGUUCCCUGCUGGGUUCACCCAGAUGGACUGUGACGGCCACCUGGCUCAGUGUCUCUCAGAGAUGAAUGCGGACAUGACCUGGUAAGCUGACAGGACACUGGCUGUUUUCCAGUCCGUAUGUGGAACUUCAGUGCCCUGCAUCCUACACGUCCACAUCAUGUUGGGGGAAAAAAAAGACACGGCCAAGGGAGCAGCUCUACCAGAGAACAGUCCGUGUGUUCUCUUGUUACUGACAUGUUACUCAGGCUUGUGGUGGACUAUGGCUUUCAGCCCAACUGGAGGUGAAGCCAGACUGUUCACCUCCUUUUAGGAAAACAACAGUCCAGAAAGGAAGGCUGUGUGUUUAAGGAUAUGGAAGUGACUUAGCAACAGCAAGUCAUGAAGAAGUGAUAGAAUUUACACCGAGGCCACAUCGGGAGCCGUGGCAGCAAGAGCUUGAGGAAAAUUUCGUCUCCCUUUUGAUUAGAGCCCUUCAGAGGUCCCUAUGGUGUCUCCAACUGGAAUUAAUCUGUUGUCUUUAGGCACGGGCCUUCAACUAAUGCCUGGGAUUCCCGUUGGUCAAGAAGAUCUUGAAACGGAAAUGAAAAUUCAUCCCGUCUUGUCUUGUGGGAGGCGGGACACCAAAAUGGAACUGGGCCAGUGUUGGCUACACCACAUCUUCCUCACAGAGCCAUCGAAGAUCAGGUUAGGUUCAGUAUGUUGAAACAUUAACCAUGUUGCACCAUUCAUCUCACUCCUAGGUAAAGACGGGCUUGCACAUGUGAUUUCUCUUUUUCAAAUAUUUGUUUGUUAUUGUAAUAUCAGUUUCCCCCUUAUUUAGUUGAAAAUGUGUACCACAAACAAGGAACUGCAAAUAAAUUCAUAUAUGCAUAUGUAUAUGUACCAAAUACUCCUGUGUGAAUUUCCCAUAUGAAUUUAGAGUAAACAUUUCAGAUGUCUUUCCCAGUAUCACAUAACAGCAAAUGGUAUUACAUUAACAUGAGCAAAUUUUAUAAAAUUUCCCAAUUUUAACUCAUUAACUAAUGAGCAGAGACUUAAGACCCUAGUUUGUUGUGAAGCCAAUUCCCAGGUGUGGAAAGUACAGCCAAAUAUUUAUAUUCAUCUGCAAAGAUUUUCUGCUGCAGUCUGCAAAAAGGAGGGACUCUGUUCACGGAAAACCAGUAUCAUUUUUAAUAAUUACAGAUAUUUACAAAGAUGCGUUAAAGCAGAAUUAAGCACAUCCAACCAGCAUAUGUUAGAACAAAAUCAUGGACUAAGUUGAUUCAUUUUAAAUAAAGAUUCUCUGUC
Molecule: messenger RNA, 2106 nt
Organism: Myripristis murdjan (pinecone soldierfish)
Lineage: Eukaryota; Metazoa; Chordata; Actinopteri; Holocentriformes; Holocentridae
Exons: 4
Coding region: 56-904 (282 amino acids)
Cellular component (GO): Fanconi anaemia nuclear complex
Molecular function (GO): ubiquitin binding
Source: RefSeq, a predicted model, not a curated record